UCACUCACUUCAUGUUUCUUUUUCAAUGAUUGUGAAAAGGUCCUACAAAUACAGUGCUUUGUUAUGUGUUUCAAACAGAGAUAUUUUUGAAAUUGUUGAAUUAGUGAUUAGGAAAGAUGGCAGAUUUUGAUGCUAUAUAUCAAGAUGAGACUGAUCCUGAGGAGAAUAUUGAGGAAACGCAUGUGACAUUAGUGCCUGACCCGAUCGUUGUUCGCGGAGCUGGGAAUAUGACAGUUUUUGGUCUGAGUAACCGCUUCAACAAUGAAUUUCCGUCUGGUUUGCAAUCUCGUGUGGCCCCUGAAGAAUAUCAAGCGACCAUAGCCAGAAUUAACUGUGUGCUAAAGAAAACCUUGCCAGUGAAUGUCAAGUGGCUAUUCUGCGGUUGUAUGUGCUGCUGCUGCACACUGGGAUGCUCACUAUGGCCCGUUAUUUGUCUUAGUAAAAGGACGCAACACUCACUCAACAAAUUAUUGGAAUGGGAAAAUAGCAGACUUUAUAAUAAAUUAGGACUUCGUUGGCGUCUUACGAAGCAGCACUGUGACUCUUCCUCCAUGAUGGAAUAUGUGCUUCUGAUAGAAUUUAUACCGAAAAUACCCAUAUACAGGCCAGACUAAAAAGCGGCAAAGUUCUUACUUGUAAAUAUCGAUAACAUAACAUAAUAUCUCAAACUCAACACAAAUCAACUCUGAUGCAACAAAU
Messenger RNA from Zerene cesonia (dogface butterfly), 699 nucleotides. RefSeq names its product cysteine-rich hydrophobic domain-containing protein 2. NCBI's taxonomy places the organism in Eukaryota, Metazoa, Arthropoda, Insecta, Lepidoptera, Pieridae. The transcript is spliced from 3 exons. The record is from RefSeq and is a predicted model, not a curated record. The coding region runs from base 117 to 614 and encodes 165 amino acids.